Molecule: messenger RNA, 1362 nt
Organism: Menidia menidia (Atlantic silverside)
Lineage: Eukaryota; Metazoa; Chordata; Actinopteri; Atheriniformes; Atherinopsidae
Source: the annotation of a GenBank genome assembly
AUGAAACCCCUAACGCCAAUUGGAUCCCCCUCGCCUCUGAGGCUUCUGAACAAGGGUCCAGACUACCUGCGCCGGCAGAUUGACGGAGGAGGUCACGGCCGCUCCAUUAGUGCCGUGGAGAGGCUUGAAGCUGACAAAGCCAAAUAUGUCAAGAGCCAGCAGGUGAUCAACACCAAACAAGAACCUGUGCUUGUUCCCUGCACCACCCCGCCGCCACUGCCACGGCGAGCAAUUUCCGUCCCCGGUAGCCUGACCCCACGGCUCCCCCCACGCCGGUCAUCCAACACCCCCUUCUCCACCCUCUCUGGCUCCUUCAACUCCAGAGAUGAAAAUGAAAACGAUGACGCCCGAAAGGAGAACAGGAGGACUUCUGUCGACGUUGAGGCACAUAACAGGAGCAAUGUGAACAAGGGGAUGCCGCCCAGCCCCAGGACACCUGGGAUUAACUCCUUGGUGGCGCCGCACAGCGCUCCCGUUCUCAGAAGGAGCACAGGCAAGCGCAUGCUGAGGCCGGACUCUCUGGUCAUCUACCGACAGAAGAAAGAGUGCAAAAGUCCCACCAGUACCACGGUGGGGGAAAACAACAACAACAUGGAAGUCAAGGGCUACAGCUUUGUCCGCCGCCUCUUCCAGGGGUCCAUGAGAGAGAAGAGUAGCGGAGGGGAGGGCAGGAUCCAGAAGAUAGUCAUUGGAGAAGAAAAAACGCCAUCGCGGGACGACGACUUCCGCAUGUCCUGGACCAACGACAAAGAUGCCAUGGACGGUGGACCAGGCAGCAGGAGGUCGAGUAAAACUGACCAGCAGCGAAGCCCAGAGUCCGUCCCCAGCCCUGGGCUCAGCUGCACGCUGGAACACUCAAAGGAUGACUUUACAAACGGCAAAAGGGACAAAGUGAACAGUGGUGUCGCCAAUGGCAACGACUCCACUUUCUAUCAAAACGAGGACGACCCGUGGAGGCGGGCGUCGCCCCCGGCGCCCAGGAGGCGCUUCGGGGAGCUGCGGCGCUCCAAGUCAGAGUUACGCCUGCGAUGCUCCGCAGCCUUAUCCGAGCAGGAGCAUUUCUUUGACUUCUGCGGACUGGACACGGACAUGAUAGAGCGUCUGGGUCGGGAGAACUUCCUCUCCGGCGCCAGCUCUAUAGACACGCUGUCGUUGGCGCUCCGUAGCGUGGGGGGGGACGGCUGUGGCGGCUCAGAGCCCAGCGAGUUCUCCCGCCACUCGGGAGACGGGCUGUUCCAGGAGGAGCUGGCCGAGCAGCUUCCCACCGGCGUGUCAAUCAUUGAGAGGAACGCUCGCGUCAUCAAGUGGCUGUAUGGCUGUAAGAACGCUGCUCGGGAAGGACCCAAAGAGUCUACGGUUUAG